AUGGAAUCCACCUCUAUUGAUAAAAAAAAAGAAUCUGUCGAUCAACCUUUAGAAACCACUAACAACAACAACGCUAUUGAAGAUGUUGAUAUGCUAGAUAACCACGAACAGGAAGAAGAAGAAGAAGAAGAAGCAGAAGAAGAGUUUGAUGGAAAUAAAAUCAGACUGCUUCGCGAAGCUACUGCAGACGAUGGAACUUGUGCAUCUUUCCAAAUUGCUGAAGAAGAUCACACUUUGGGCAAUUCUUUAAGGUAUAUUAUAAUGAAAAAUCCCCAGGUUGAAUUCUGUGGGUAUUCUAUUCCUCAUCCAAGUGAAAAUUUUUUGCAUCUAAGAAUUCAAACCUACGGAGAGAUAACUGCUGUUGAGGCCUUGCAUAAGGGAUUACAAGAUUUAAUGGACCUAUGUGAUGUUGUAGAAGAUAAAUUCACCUCUAAAAUUAGAGAUAUGUAA
This is a messenger RNA of Saccharomycodes ludwigii, 450 nucleotides long. RefSeq names its product DNA-directed RNA polymerase core subunit RPC19 (gene RPC19). Gene Ontology annotation, biological process: DNA-templated transcription. Bases 1 to 450 code for a protein of 149 amino acids. The record is from RefSeq and is a predicted model, not a curated record. Gene Ontology annotation, cellular component: RNA polymerase I complex; RNA polymerase III complex. Gene Ontology annotation, molecular function: protein dimerization activity; DNA-directed RNA polymerase activity; DNA binding. Lineage: Eukaryota; Fungi; Ascomycota; Saccharomycetes; Saccharomycodales; Saccharomycodaceae. The transcript has a single exon.